ACGAAAUCAUUUGUAAAACGGACAAUGAGUGAAACGGAUUAAAAGCGAGCAUUUUGGGAUCUUUAAAAUCGAUUCGCUUUCGUUUUGUAGGCUUGCGUUGGGUAGAUUCGUGCUUUAUCAUGAGUUUUGCGAUAUGGAUUUUGUCGGUGUUCAUAUUUUCGAUAGCCACUGGCGAAACGCUAGAGCGAGACAGAAGAGCGCUCAUGCUAGGCUGUCAUAAACGAGUUUUCACCUAUCGUGUUUCACAAACGGACAACAAAGGGCGCGAAUGUUGGGACCACGUGAGCGUUUGGUCCUGUCAUGGGCGAUGCGAUUCAAACGAGAUCUCUGAUUGGAGAUUCCCGUACAAGCGGUCACAUCAUCCGGUUUGUAUGCACGCAGGACGAACGAGAUCCGUUGCUACCUUGAGGCACUGUCAUCCUGAUGCAGAUGCAGAGACAAAACUGUACGAGUACAUGGAACCAAAAUCGUGCAGUUGUCAGACAUGUACCAGCAUGGAUACCAGUUGCGAAGGGCCGAAGCAACUUAACACCGAAGCUGUAACCAAAAUUUUCCAAAUCGAAGAGGAAGAGAUAGAAAAUGAAUAUGCUUAAAUCUUGAGCUGAUAUCUUACAAAACAUUUGCAAUGGUGGCCAAUAGUUAUUAUAAUAUUUUGAUUUGUUGUACAUAACGAACCCAUAAGAUAAUAUAACGGGAAAGUAAACAGAGAUGGUACUUGAUGAAAUUUGAUAUCAAAAAGUUGGUGAAGUUAUUCUUUGACGGAAAAUCGAAUGCAAAUAAUAUUAUGUGCAUUUAUUCCAAUAGGAUCGUAGUACUAGCCAUGCAAUGACUCUGUACGCUAAGAAUCGUCUGCGAUGUCUGUUGAAUCAGAAAGAUUAAAUUCCACAAAAGGAAUGUAAUUCCAGGACUUUGCUUUAUUUAUUCAACCGCUAUUCCAACCAUCGGGUCAUUUGCUUUUGGAUACAAGAUAUCUUCUUUCAUUCAUAUAUUCCAUAUCUUUUGAGCCCCAAAUAGUUGUAAAGAACAGUUUUUGUUUUCUCAUAUAGAAAGUCUAUGCGAUCACUGUGUAAACCCAUUUCAGAAGCGAGACCCGGAGCGCCGAGUGUAAUAUACCAUUAGACUCAGUUCGUCGAGAUCGCAAAACGUUGCGAUGAUUAAUGCAAGGGUUGUCGAAAUGUCGUCACUUGCUGUGUUAGUGGCCAACAGAAUGUAAGUUUUUUUUUAAAUUGAGCUGCUUAUGAAGCUUGGCUCUCGAUUUUCGGCAUCGGUUGAAAAGUCGUUUUACUCGCGGAAAUAAAAAUUCUCCGGACUCGUAGAAUUGCCAGUGCCGAUUUAUGUUUUGUAUCAAAUCACUCAUUUUAUAAUUAUUAAUAAUAUGAAUUUUAAUUUUCAGAAAAAUAUUUUCUAUGCAUGGCAAUCCCAUUAUUGAGCACUGGAAUUUUCAGGAAAAUCCAGAGUAGAGCAAUUCCCUAAAUCAACCGUAGUAAAGGUGGUAAAGUUAGGAUCGACUUGCUCGGAUGAAACUUUGCACACAGCUUCAGUAUUACAAACCGUUUGUUUCACAAGGAUGGAAAGAGCAUGAUUAUCCAAUACUGAUUUUUAAAAUAGCGAAUGUAAAAAAAGAUAAAAGAAGUAUUUUGGCCCACUUUAGGAUUGAUUUUAUUUUGGCCCACUUUGUGAAAAUAUGCACCAAAUGAUGUAAUAUCUUUGAAAAACCCUUCCGCAAUAGGUCUUUCAAUGCGAUUAGCUUCAAAUUGAUGCAACAUGGGUUACUUAACAUCGAUUAAAUCCAUCAAGUUUGUUAGGUGGGCCAAAAUAUAUGAAAUGGCAAAAAUAUCCUUUUUACCCUAUUCUUGCAAGAAAAUUUUAGGAACUAAAAAAUAUAAUGUAAUUAGUGUGAAUUAGACGGCGAAGAAUUUAUAGCUGAAACAACUUUCAGGCAUUUGU
Messenger RNA from Malaya genurostris, 1947 nucleotides. RefSeq names its product thyrostimulin beta-5 subunit (gene Gpb5). The transcript has 2 exons. The record is from RefSeq and is a predicted model, not a curated record. Gene Ontology annotation, biological process: G protein-coupled receptor signaling pathway. The coding region runs from base 120 to 593 and encodes 157 amino acids. Gene Ontology annotation, molecular function: hormone activity. Lineage: Eukaryota; Metazoa; Arthropoda; Insecta; Diptera; Culicidae. Gene Ontology annotation, cellular component: cytoplasm; extracellular region.